Molecule: messenger RNA, 732 nt
Organism: Selaginella moellendorffii
Lineage: Eukaryota; Viridiplantae; Streptophyta; Lycopodiopsida; Selaginellales; Selaginellaceae
Exons: 2
Coding region: 1-732 (243 amino acids)
Source: RefSeq, a predicted model, not a curated record
AUGCUCCCAUCGUCUUGUGAUUGCACAACAAACUUCGCCUACGCUGGUGCCACUGCUCUGGGAAUCGAGUAUUUCCAGGAAAGGGACGUGCCAGUCCUAGUGAACGUAUCCUUUGACAACGAGAUUCGGUGGUUUCGCUCAAAAAGGGAGAGAUGUGAUCCUAGAAAGUCUGGUCGUGUUGCUGCUCUCGUUGGUGGAAGUGGAAAUGACUACAAUCUGAAGACGUCAGGAAUCGAAGCGUAUCAACUCUUGGUUUCCGAAGGCAUUAGAACGGUGAGUGUUCUCAACGUGCCACAGCCAGCAUGCACACCAGACUAUCGCUUGAGACAUCCGGCCGAGGAUCUGGACGAGUUUGGGUGCGUUAGGGCGAUUGGAGAAGUUGUCAAGAGGCACAACUCGAUGCUGGAAGCUGCUUUGCUGGCCCUGUAUAACAAGCCACAUUCAAGCGUGAGGAUAUUCGUCUUGAAUCGCUACAAAUUCCUCAAUGACGUGCUCAGAGACCCGAUGAAAUAUGGUAGUUCAAAGUUCAAAGUUGUUCUCAAGUUGUCUCCGAGUUUUUCUCCCUACCAAUGUAUGGAGAUUUCUGUCACAGGGUUUGAUAGGGAUAUCACACACGUAGCUUGUUGUGGGGGUGGCAUACAACGCGAGUGUUCCGUGUGGGGGACAGAUUCCUUGCGCAAACCCUCAGGAGCACGUCUACUUCGACUUCCUUCACUUCACAGACCAUUUUAA